AUGGAGAUUUUCAAGAAAUUGGAGAUUAACAUACCUUUCUCCGAAGCUCUACAACAAAUGUCCUCAUAUGCUAAAUUUCUGAAGGAGUUCCUCACUAAGAAAAGGAAGUACAUUGAAGAGAAAACCAUUGAAGUUCAAGGAAACUACAGUGCUAUCAUACAAAAGCUUUUACCUCCCAAGUUGAAAGAUCCAGGAAGCUUCACUAUUCCUUGCACUAUAGGGAAUGUCUUUGUUGGAAAAGCACUAAUUGAUUUGGGAGCCAAUAUCAAUCUCAUGUUGCUCUCCAUGUUUGAAAAGAUUGAAGGUUUGGAACUCAAGCCUACUCGGAUGACUCUCCAACAAGCAGAUAGAUCUCUGAAAUAUCCUUGUGGGGUAGCUGAAGAUGUGCUUGUAAAGGUAGAAAUAUUUAUGUUUCCUGUGGACUUUGUUAUCUUGGAGAUGGAGGACGAUGUAAAUGUGUCUUUUAUUCUUGGGAGACCUUUUAUGAAGACUGCAAGAGUGUUGAUUGAUGUGGAAAACGGUAAACUGAAGGUGAGAGUGCAAGAUGAAGAAGUAAAUUUUGAUGUUUUUGAAGCCAUGUCUUACCCAAAGGAUGACAAGGAGUGUUUCCAUCUUGACACUCUUGAUGAAAUUUGCAUGAUAGAAAAAAAAAAGCAAGUGAUACUUUUCUUUUCGAGGAGAUACUAG
Molecule: messenger RNA, 687 nt
Organism: Vigna angularis (adzuki bean)
Lineage: Eukaryota; Viridiplantae; Streptophyta; Magnoliopsida; Fabales; Fabaceae
Exons: 1
Coding region: 1-687 (228 amino acids)
Biological process (GO): proteolysis
Molecular function (GO): aspartic-type endopeptidase activity
Source: RefSeq, a predicted model, not a curated record